Paecilomyces variotii is the source of this 1121-nucleotide messenger RNA. RefSeq lists its product as hypothetical. Gene Ontology annotation, cellular component: lipid droplet; endoplasmic reticulum. The record is from RefSeq and is a predicted model, not a curated record. Bases 147 to 1016 code for a protein of 289 amino acids. NCBI's taxonomy places the organism in Eukaryota, Fungi, Ascomycota, Eurotiomycetes, Eurotiales, Thermoascaceae. Gene Ontology annotation, biological process: triglyceride catabolic process; phosphatidic acid biosynthetic process. The transcript has 10 exons. Gene Ontology annotation, molecular function: triacylglycerol lipase activity; acylglycerone-phosphate reductase (NADP+) activity.
CUCAGCCCAGCCGCAUGCUUACGAAUUUGUGAUGAGAUUCGGUUCAUUCGCCCUGGCUUUUCUGUUCAAUGAUUAAAAAAUUACAAAAGUAACAAAUAAGCAAGUAACACGCAAAUGUAUAACUUUUCUCUAUACGUUUGCAGAUAAUGGCUAAAACAUCGAAAAUAGUUCUGAUCACCGGCUGUGGAGAAGGGGGUAUUGGCGAGGCUCUGGCGCUGGAAUACUGUGCAAAAGGAUGCAAGGUCCUCACUACCGUUCUUCCAUGGGAACGCAAAGAACAUCUGACGUCCAAGGGCAUCUCUUGCUACACGCUCGACAUCACCCAGGAUGAAUCGGUUCGAGAACUUGCAAAGACUAUUCAAAAGGAUUUCGGGAACUCUCUCGAUAUACUAGUCAAUAACGCAGGAAUAUGUUACACUAUGACAGCGAUUGAUACCGAUGUCGAAGAAGUCCAGAAAAUGUUUGAUGUUAAUCUUUUUGGCCAUAUGAGAAUGGUCCGUGAAUUUCAUCCGCUCCUGAUCCGUGCUCAGGGGUGCAUUGUCAACAUUGGCUCCGUCGGAGGAAUUGUGCCUUAUAUGUAUGGAUCAUCUUAUAAUGCAAGCAAAGCAGCUCUACAUCACUGGGGAAAUACACUCAGAGUUGAAAUGAGCCCGCUUGGGGUUCGAGUUCUGAAUAUCAUUUCAGGUAACAUUGGAACGAAGAUACUGCGACGUGACGCGUCACGGACCCUGCCAACGGGAUCGUUUUACUCAAAACUCAAGGAAGAGUUUGAAGCCCAUGUUCAGCGCACUCCGCAUACGACUGACCGCCACAUAUACGCGAAAAAGGUUGUUCCACAGUCCCUCAGAGCAUACCCUCCAGCCUGGUACUGGGUGGGAAGCACCUCUGGAAUCGUGUGGUUCAUGGAUAUCUUUGGUUUUCGUACCGCAUGGGAUUAUAUUCAAUGGCCUGUCUUUGGCUUGGGAAAGCUGCAGAGAGAGACAAGAAUGUGGCUGCAAUCAGUGGUGGCUCAAUAGAUCGGCUCUAUGUACCAAUCUUCUAGUUCUGUAGACGAUAGGAUAUUUCAAGAGGUAAACGUUCUUGAUCAGGGAUCUGUGUAGUUAUAUGUGUAGCUAUCUGGC